Soboliphyme baturini is the source of this 921-nucleotide messenger RNA. The record is from the annotation of a GenBank genome assembly. Lineage: Eukaryota; Metazoa; Nematoda; Enoplea; Dioctophymatida; Soboliphymatidae.
AUGGAUUCUUGUGUAAUACCGCUGCGUCACAAUGGAUUGCAUUUGGUGCAGACAACGGAUUUCUUCUAUCCGCUGGUAGACGAUCCUUACAUUAUGGGCAAGAUCGCAUGCGCAAACACACUCAGUGACUUGUAUGCCGUUGGAGUAACAAAAUGUGAUAACAUGCUGAUGUUACUUUCGAUAUCCCGCAAAUUGUCAGACCUUGAAAGCAACGUCAUCAUCCCGUUGAUGCUCAGAGGUUUUCGGGACAAAGCCUUGGAAGCGAAAACUUUCGUUCAGGGCGGACAGUCGAUCAUGAAUCCAUGGAUUAUCAUUGGAGGCGUGGCGACGUCUGUUUGCAGUUUUAGCGAGUUAAUUGAGCCAUCCAAUGCGACUCCCGGUGACGUAUUAAUAAUGACUAAGCCGAUCGGCACUCAGGUUGCGGUAAACGCUCAUCAGUGGCUUGAACAGAACCCAGAGAGAUUUUCCUCGAUUACCCCUGUGAUAUCCGAAGAAGAAGUACGAUACGUAUACAGAUUGGCUAUGGUUUACAUGGAAAGAUUAAAUCUGACGGCUGCACAGCUGAUGCACAAAUACGACGCUCACGCCGCUACCGAUGUGACCGGUUUCGGACUGCUAGGACAUGCGCAGAACCUUGUGGAAAUGCAAAAGCAAAAAGUUUCCUUCGUCAUCGAUACCAUCCCCGUGUUGUAUAAAAUGACUGCGGUGUCUGAGCACAGCGGUCGUUUCAAUGUGCUGCGCGGAUGCUCAGCUGAAACAUCAGGUGGCCUGCUGAUUGCGAUGUCGCCUGAAAACGCUGCUGCUUUCUGCAGAGAAAUCGAAUCGAUCGAAAAAUUUCCCGCCUGGAUCGUUGGAAAGGUUGUGGAGGGCGACAGAACUGUCCACUUAUCUGAAACGCCAACAGUUAUUGAGGUCGGUUAA